AUGCGUGAAAGUCUAAGCAGACAGCAAAGGGAUGAAACUUUACCUGCUUCUGUGUUUUCGAAUGGCUAUAAUGGUGAUGAAAGUUUAUUCAAUAAGUCAGAGAAUGAGUAUGUAGCAGAGAAUCUCAGUGAUUCAGAGGUUAUUUCACCAGCUUCUAGACAUUCGUGGGAUCACAUCAAUAGGUAUUGUAGCCCUUAUUCUUCGUCUCCCUUCAGUCGUGUAUCUUAUUCUCCUGAGUCAUCAGUUUGCCGAGAAGCAAAGAAGCGACUCUCUGAAAGAUGGGCGAUGAUGUCAUACAAUGGGAAUUGUCACGAACAAAAACAUGCAUUUAGAAGCUCAAGUACUCUGGGUGAGAUGCUUGCUGUCUCCGACGUGAAAAACUGGGUAAGAUCUGAGGAAGGGGAUGGUAAUCCCAAACAAGAAUCUAGGGGAUCAACUUCAUGCUUCACUGGUGAUUUGAACAAGGACGGAAGAGUUGAUAAUUCUCCUAGGAAUCUCUUGAGGUCAAAAUCUGUUCCUAUAUCGUCUACAGUGUACAGCACCAGGCUUGAUGUAGGAGUUUCAGAUCCUGAGGUGGGCAAAACAGAUGCUUCCUCCAAUGAGGUAACCAAGGCAAGAAGCAUGAAUUCAUUGUUAAAGGGGAAAGUUUCAAGUUUAUUUUUUUCAAGGAAUAAAAAAUCUGAUAAAGAAAAACCUAUGGCAUCUCAAUCUACCAGAAUGCCUGUGCGUCCCCCGGGAAAAAUUUGUGAUGAUAGAUAUCAAUGUCUUAAUGACCUUCAGCUUUCAUUCAGCAAAGCGUCUUCCCUUGAUUUGGCCAGCAAGGGAUCAAAACAGGGCAUAAUUUCUCCCGAGGGUGGAUUGUCGGUGACAAAGCCUGUGGUGUUUCGAAGUCCAAAUGAGAACCAGGACCAACCAAGUCCAAUCUCAGUCUUAGAGCCACCAUUUGAAGAGGAUUACUAUUCCACAUCAGAGUCCUAUGGUAAUGUAAAGCCUAACCGACUUGGAUUAGCACUACCUGUUCACCACAUGAAAUCCGACCUGAUUGACAGAUCUCCACCCAUUGGAUCAGUAGCUCGGACUCUAUCACAGGAUGAUUUUUUUGCUGAUACAGCUUGUUCAUAUCCAUCAAAAUCCUCCUCGGCCUUCCAACGAGCCGAGGAAGAACAUGAAUGGUUCUUCUUUGUACAAAAGUUAUUGUCAGUGGCUGGCUUCGAUGGUGAGGUUCAAUCUGACUCAUUUUUGGCCAGAUGGCAUUCGCCUGAAAGCCCAUUGGACCCAUCAUUGAGAGACAACUAUGUCGAUCUGAAUGACAAGGAGAUAGCGCAUGAAGCUAAGCGAAGGCAAAAGAGAUCAACCCGAAAGCUUGUGUUUGAUUGCGUCAAUGCAGCGCUGGUGGACAUUACAGGGUACGGGUCAGACACAUGCCAAAGAGACAUACCAUGUAGCAUGGUCCACAGUGGAUUCCUAGGGGGUGUACCAUCCAUAAUGGCCGACCAGGUGCGGGCCCGGGUGAAGGAAUGGUGCUAUGGGGAAGUAAGGUGUGUUUCGGGUGAGGAUAGGGACAGUAACAGCCUGGUUGUGGAGAGGAUUGUGAGGUAUGAGGUAGUGGGGAAAGGUUGGAUUGAGCAUUUGAGAUUGGAAAUCGAUAAUUUGGGAAAAGAAAUUGAAGGGAAGUUGCUGGAGGAACUUGUGCAAGAAGCUCUGGUCGAAUUGACAGGUAGAGUGUGAUAAGGAUUUUUUUUUUUUAUCUUAUUAUUACCCCUUUUUGAUUUACAAAACCUGUGGAUUAUUAUGUUUCUGAAGAUAGUGGCCCUACCUACCGCUAUUUGUUUAGUGCUGCAAGUUGUUGCCAAUGUGUAUUUAUUUAUCAGUAAUGCUUAGACUGGUCAAAUUUUAGAACCAAAUUUAGAGCUAAAAUAACAUGGUAAUCGACUAUUUAAAGUUUUUAUUGGAGCUUAAAUGACAUGACAUUAAUCAAAGAUGUCCAAGUCAACUGUCAUGGUAUUUGCGCUCUAAAUUUGAUCCCAAAAUUUAAUCAGUCUAUCAUUACUCUUUAUUUUAUAUGUAGGUUUCUUUGUGUACGUCUAAUGUACACUAAUUUAGGUGACUACUAACAAU
Molecule: messenger RNA, 2118 nt
Organism: Ilex paraguariensis (yerba mate)
Lineage: Eukaryota; Viridiplantae; Streptophyta; Magnoliopsida; Aquifoliales; Aquifoliaceae
Source: the annotation of a GenBank genome assembly